Carassius gibelio (silver crucian carp) is the source of this 2932-nucleotide messenger RNA. RefSeq names its product gap junction alpha-5 protein-like. Gene Ontology annotation, biological process: cell communication. The transcript has 2 exons. Bases 288 to 1493 code for a protein of 401 amino acids. The record is from RefSeq and is a predicted model, not a curated record. Lineage: Eukaryota; Metazoa; Chordata; Actinopteri; Cypriniformes; Cyprinidae. Gene Ontology annotation, cellular component: connexin complex.
UUUCUCAGAGUGUCCCACGCUUGUGCUUUAUUCCCACAGUGAGACGGGCACAAAGGUGCCUGUGCUGUAUAUGAACUCCAGAAAUUGCUCGAGUGUUUUCUAUAGAGCUACAUUGCCAUUUUUUUCCAUUGCUCAGUAUAUCCCCACUGUCAUACAGACAUCAGAGCUGCAUCCACAGGAGCCCCGGGCCACAGAAUAACAGCCCACUCAUUCAUCUGAAGAGGACAAGACCACAGAAGACUCAACCAAAGACAGUCUCAGAAGUCAGACAGCAUUGGUGUGGAGUGAUGGGGGACUGGAGUCUCUUGGGUAAUUUUCUGGAAGAGGUGCAGGAGCACUCCACAUCAGUGGGGAAGGUGUGGUUGACCGUGCUGUUCAUCUUCCGUAUCCUGGUGCUGGGCACAGCGGCGGAAUCAUCAUGGGGCGACGAGCAGUCCGACUUCAUGUGUGACACACUACAACCCGGUUGCACCAACGUCUGUUAUGACCGAGCUUUCCCCAUUGCCCAUAUCCGCUAUUGGGUGCUGCAGAUUGUCUUCGUAUCAACACCGUCCCUCAUCUACAUGGGCCACGCCAUGCACAUCGUCCGCAUGGAGGAGAAGCGGAAACAGAGGGAGCAGGAGGAGAAGGGUGAGGACGGCAAUGGAGAGAAGCAAUAUUUGGAACAGAAAGAAAAAACUGAUGAUACAAAGACAACGUUCCACCUAAAGGGUGCGCUGCUACGGACGUACGUCCUGAGUAUUGUGAUCCGCUUGAUCAUGGAAGUGACCUUCAUUGUUAUCCAGUACAUGAUGUAUGGAAUCUUCCUGAAUGCUCUGUAUCCUUGUGACAUGUCACCUUGUCCCAACCGUGUGAAUUGUUACAUGUCCCGUCCAACUGAGAAAAACGUCUUUAUUGUGUUUAUGCUGGUGGUGGCGGCUGUUUCACUGCUUCUGAGCGUGCUAGAACUGUACCACCUUGCAUGGAAACAGUGCAAGCAAUGCCUUCGAAAAUAUGCUGACAAACACGCCAAUGAUGUCAAUGGCAAAAACACCAAAGUUGGUUCUUUAGUCCUACACAGCAAGACAAGUAUUCCAAUGGAUCUGCCUGAGAAGACUCAGCCACAUCCCUCCCAAACCUGCACCCCACCCCCAGAUUUCAACCAGUGCCUAGCAUCAAGCCCAGGUCCAACAUCACCCCCGCAUCUUCAUCACCACCAUCUUCAGAACAUCCACAAAACCUGCCAGCCCUUCACCAACCGCCUGGCUCACCAGCAGAACUCCGUCAACAUGGCCACAGAGCGAGAUCAUCACAGCCACGGUGAUCUUCAGCCAGCUGUGGACUUCCUGCAGAUGAGCUACGAGAGCCCUGAGGUUCAAGUCCCGGGUGAGAUGACACCCAGUGCCCCCUCCACACCAUCCUCCCAACCAGGCUGCUUCAAAGACAAGCGCCGACUUAGCAAGACUAGUGGUACUAGUAGUAACCGAGUCAGACCAGGUGAUCUGGCUGUGUAGGUUGGGUUAAAGGACCAUCCUGGAGGAUUAGAAGCUGGGAGUGUGAACUAGCCUUAAGAUGAGAGAUAUUGACACAAGGGGUGUGCAUUAUUGUGUGUGUAUGAGUAUUUUUGUGUGUUGGUAUAUUAUAUGGGAUAUUUCACUUAUUUGUGAUGAGAAAGGCUUAAAUAUCAGCAUGAAUCAGAGGAUAAUGGGAAAGUGUAGGGCAGAGAAUCUGUAUCAGAGCAUUUAAUAUGGUUUCAUUGAAACUGUUGUCGUAAGUGUAUGUAGAUUUUUAUAGGGUGGAUCAAAAAGUCUGAAUAAAAGGGUGUUGAUAUAUUCAGAUGAAUGGAUGGAUGGAUGGAAGAUGCAAGGACUACUAAAAUAACUUUGCAACAUUUACAAGAGAGUACAGGGUAGUUUUGCACACUGAUUCAUAUUGUUUCAUAUUGCAAGAAGAAUCAUUUUUAUUUUUUAUUUUUGUUUUGCAAUUCAACACUCAAAUCAAACACAUUUUGAGCCAGAAAGCAAUGAAGCACUUAUACCUUAGAAAAGAUCAUUGUAAAAAAAAAGUAAGUUUUAAAUGAACAGGGAAAAAAACAUGCCCUGCUGUAUCAUUUUAUUAAGGUUACAGGCUACAGAAUUUAUCUGAUUAUUCUACAGUUUUACAAAAAUAUAUGUGAAAUAAAUAACAGAAUAAUAUGAAGUAUCCUGAUACUUUUUAUAUUUUUAUCAAACUAUUAUUGAUGUAAAUAUGUGUGAAUUAUUAACAAACAACUUAUUUGUUACAGUAGUGAGCCUAUAAUGAGAUAUCAAAACGGAGGAACUUUCAAAUCAGUUUGAUAUUCAGUUGAUAUUGAAGAUUUGGCAAAGGUAUUUUUUUAUAAAAGCAUUCAAACUGUAGGCCAAGUUAAAGUGCCUUGAAAAGAGCAGAUCAAAAAGAAAAGACGGCAAGAGCAAUCACAGCUUAAUAAAAUAUCAUCAUUUGAUAUAGCUUACACAAUUGUAUUAAUAGUCUGAACAGAAUUAUUUUUAUUAAUGGUAAGCAGGGUUUGUAUUUAUCAAAGCAUGCACUUUAUUGAUGUCUGCAAUAGGUAUGUCCUCUAAUGUCAUCAAAUCUCAAUAAGUGUCAAUGAAAUUAUCUGUCAGUGUUCCAUUCAGAAAGAUGAUUUAUUGGUCACUCACCUUUUGAAACAUUGUUUAGUCUUCUGAUGUAGUCAUCUCUAUUUCAUUUUAUGUAAUACUUAAUCUUGUAUUAGUGUAUGAAGUUUUUACAAUUAAAAACUAUUUUAUGACAAAUGUAUAACAGAUGACUAGAGCUGGUCUAGGAAAUCCUUCUUUCACAGUUAAUGACAUCUAAGCUUUAUUUCACUUCAUUUUGUUUUUUAUUUGAUUGCGGUCACACGGUGUGUCCUCUGAUCUGUUUACAGUACACAAUAAAAAUAUUCCAGCACUAAUAA